Molecule: messenger RNA, 1227 nt
Organism: Protopterus annectens (West African lungfish)
Lineage: Eukaryota; Metazoa; Chordata; Ceratodontiformes; Protopteridae
Gene: PMM1
Product: phosphomannomutase 1
Exons: 9
Coding region: 166-855 (229 amino acids)
Biological process (GO): GDP-mannose biosynthetic process; mannose metabolic process; protein N-linked glycosylation
Cellular component (GO): cytosol
Molecular function (GO): phosphomannomutase activity
Source: RefSeq, a predicted model, not a curated record
AAGGGGUAUUGUGUACGUGUUGGCAAGCCUGCAUGCAGCUGUCAUGUGACCACAACUCACGAGCCGAUUGAGUAUCACAGGCAACACCUCCGUGCCAGGCCUCUCUCACUCCCCUUCCCAUUCAUCUCCCUGUCUUUUGAACAUACCAAAGAGUGGCUGAGUGAAAUGGCUGAGAUAGUACAGGAUCCAUCUAUUCUCUGCCUUUUUGAUGUGGAUGGAACACUAACACCACCAAGACAGAAAAUUGAUCCCAAGACUGAUAGAUUCCUCCAGUCACUGAGACGCAAGGUGAAGAUUGGUUUGGUGGGAGGAUCUGACUACUCCAAGAUUGCAGAACAGCUGGGAGACGGUGAUGAUGUAAUCCACAAAUAUGAUUAUGUGUUUGCGGAAAAUGGGACAGUGCAAUACAAGGAUGGAAAACUUAUUUCAAAACAGGCAAUCCAGAACCAGUUGGGGGAGGAUCUACUGCAGGACCUGAUCAAUUUUUGCCUCAGCUACAUUGCUUUACUUAAAUUGCCCAAGAAAAGGGGUACAUUCAUAGAAUUCAGAAAUGGAACACUAAAUAUUUCUCCCAUUGGUCGAAGCUGCACCCAAGAAGAAAGAGUAGAAUUCUCAGAAAUUGACAAGAAAGAGAAGAUCAGGGAAAAGUUUGUUGCUGCUCUCCAAAGGGAAUUUGAAGGAAAGGGCAUUCGGUUUACAAAAGGUGGAAUGAUUAGCUUUGAUGUUUUCCCUGAAGGCUGGGACAAACGGUAUAGCCUUGAUGUUUUGGAAGGUGAAGGCUUCAAAACAAUUUACUUCUUUGGAAAUGAAACGGCACCAAUGAGAGAUCAGCCUACAGCUGGCAGUCUGCCUUAAUACACCAAGGACAUGAACGUGGGGACGUGAGCAUUGGUUGUACCGCAUGGUGGCAUACCGGGCUUAUGUGCUAUGGAUUUUUGAAAAUCGAAGACUGGGACGUAGGAACAGAGUUGUAAUUCUGGCAUGUGUAGCGUCACGUACACGACAAAAAUUUCCUGAAGACGACAACGAAUAUGUCGGUUUCCUGCCUUUUGAAGGGUUUUGGGUAUACCCGGAGUAACUGACAUACAUUGGUGUAAUGGAAGUUGAAUGACUAUUCAGUGUCUAUAAUGGACACUGGAGCAUUAUGUUUCUCUGCUAUAAGGAUGUCUGAAAGUGUAACAUGUCAUGUGCUUGUCUAUGGCAAUAAAAGUUAGAAUUCUUUGGAAA